This is a messenger RNA of Entelurus aequoreus (snake pipefish), 9863 nucleotides long. RefSeq names its product BAH and coiled-coil domain-containing protein 1. The transcript has 28 exons. Gene Ontology annotation, molecular function: chromatin binding. NCBI's taxonomy places the organism in Eukaryota, Metazoa, Chordata, Actinopteri, Syngnathiformes, Syngnathidae. The coding region runs from base 1 to 8448 and encodes 2815 amino acids. The record is from RefSeq and is a predicted model, not a curated record.
AUGCUACUUCUGUACCUCCAUGCUACCUUUGAAAUCCAUGCCAUAGUUCCCUGCGUUCCAAGAAGUGGAUUGAUGGGAAACUCCUCCGCCUCCUUCAUGGGGACCUUCCUGGCCAGUAGUCUGGGCUCACCGCCGUCGCACCCGUCACACCAUUCCCGGCCGCCCUCCUCGCCUUCCUCGCCCUCCUUCCGAGGUGGACCCCAUUCCGGCGCCUCGCAAAUAUGGUUCUCCCAUUCCCAUGAAGCCGCAGCAGGUUAUCCUCGAUUCUCAGGGAGUCUGGCCCACACUUUUCUUCCCAUGAGCCACUUGGAUCCCCAUGCCAACAGCGGUGUUCUCUACGGCCAACACCGUUUCUAUGACACCCAAAAAGAGAACUUCUACAUUCGAGGUCUACCAUCACAGCCACCUCUCAUCUCGACCAAUCACAGUCUGCCGCCAAUGUCCAGGGCAGGUUCAGGACUCUCCCAGGGGCCUUGCAGCAGAGAAAGGGAUGCCGGUGGUGGAACAAGUCUCCAUAAGAGCCUUAAAGAAGGAACUGUGGAGAGGGGAGUGGGCGCUGUCAAAGACAAGGAAAAGUCUAGUAGCAAACAUGAGGCGAAGGAAAGACAGCAACAGCAACAGCAGCAGCAACAGCACCACCACAACCACCAGUCUGCUCUGCCCACACAUCAACACCACCACCACCACCACUCCCACCCACAUCAGCAGCACUCGCACUAUCCCCAGCACCCAUUGCCCCUGGAGGAGGUAAACAGUCGGGCCCUGGAGAGACACAAGGCAUCACUCCCUAUGGAAUACAGUAAGGAUCCGCAAAUGAUGGGCAAGUCUUUAAGUGCUUGCUUGCACAAUAGCAAGAUGCAAAAUGGAGAGACAGGAAAUGUGGCGGUGCCUAAGACAUCCAUGUCCAGCUAUGGAGGGGAGGGCACACCCUUGGGAACUAUUGGAGGUGGGGGCAGCAACCAUGGCAGACAUAUGGGUUCCAAUGGCAAUAGCCGCUGCACCAAAGAGGGGGUAAGUGGGGAGAUGCGGAUCAGCGAACAACCCUCAGAUUGUCUCGAAAGGGGUCAGGGACCACUCCACCACUCUCUAACCUACUCUGUAGCCCCGCCCUUACAGUUGGCUUCUACUGGGGGGGCACAACCCCAUCCACACCCGCACACUCACCCCCAUGCACAUGCUCACCCAGGAGGCUUUCACUGCCUACAGCUUCACCCAAGCCACCCGCACCAUCCACAUCCUUCCCACCACGCUCACCAUCACCCGGACUUCUUCUGCCCACCCCAUCCUGCCCCUCUGGGUAAUCCUGCCUCACACGACAGGGUGCCGGCGAAUGCAGGGCGCGAAACUAAAGUUACAGGGCCUACAUUUGUGCCAUCUGUGGCAGACACAGGGGACAAACACGGAGGGCCAUUCCAGCUUGGUAACCCUGACUUCCAGGUUGUAGGCAGUGGAGGUGGCAAUGUCAAGGACAAAGUUAUGGACAAAAAUGGUGGAGGAGGGGGACACCAUGGUAGUUGGCAUAGAAAACAACAGCAACAGCAGCAACAACAGCAACAGCAUCAAUACAGAAAAACAGAGAAGGCUCCAGACUGGAUGCAGUCCCACCAACAACAUCUCCAAGCCUCCCAGCUUACUCCACUGAUCCAACAACAACAGCAGCAGCCUCCACAACCGCAGAAGCAACACCAGGUUGUACGGUCACGCAGUGCUGAGUGUGUAAACAGUACAGUGGACAUGGACAUGUUUAGAUCCUCGUUGCCCCCGGCACCCAAGACUGGACACUCUCUCCCUCAUUCGGUCAACACUUCUCCUUACAGAGACUGUUCCCAUCCAGGACCACAACCUAACUCCUCCCCGCUUGGAAACAAAAAUAUGAGUCAGCACAGUGGUCCUGGCGGCAGCUGCUCCUUGCAAAGAGAUGGCCAAAAAGUAGCAAGGAUUCGCCACCAGCAGCAUGGGCGACCUGGCCCAGAUGCUCCUCCUCCGGGGGAGAUAAAUCAAGGGACGGUGCAGGAUAUGAAAAGAAAAAUGGACAUGGUUUACGGUUACAACAACAGUGGGCAGCAGCAGCACCAACAGUCGCCCGUGCCACAAUGGGCCAUGAGGCCUCCCCAUCACAUGCCACAAACUGAGGAGGAACCAAUAAAGUCAUACAUGGAGUUAGGAAGCACGAAUAUGCAACAUUCCCAACAGCAGAGAAUGAAUCAGUCCACUCAGCAUGCACCUCCAGUCAGUCAGCAGCAGCAACAACCUGAGCCUCAAGGCCCAACUCGGGGGGAGAGCAGUGCCAUGAAAAGCUUACUUAAGUACAGCAAUCAGCAACAGCCACAACUCCUCUCUCAGAAAACCCCCUUUGGUGGCCUUGGGAACUUGAAAUCAGGUCCAGCUGGUGGAAGCUAUGCCCUACAGAUUAACAAGCAGAAUCUACCUUCGAGGAAGGGUCCGGCAAAUGACAACGAGCGCCCUGAUUACAGCGGAAGGCAUCGGGAUAUUGGGGAUACAGGCCACGGGGAGAGUGAGGUGAGGCAACCGCCCGUUGGGAUUGCCGUGGCCGUGGCCAGACAAAGGGAACCACCGUGUCGUUCGUCAGAUGGUCAUCCCAACAGUCGACACAGCAGGGUGCAUCCCACUGUGAAAGGACCUCCACACACCGCCAUCUAUCCAUCAGAUACGACUACUGAGCAGGAGAGGAAAAUGAUGAGCGGGGAGCAAAUAGGUCUGACUUGUUUGGACAGAGAGAGGGAUGCAUAUAUCAGAGAUAAUAAGGAGAGGGUAGAGUUUUCAAGGAUUCAUCCCUCGAACAGCUGUCAUGGGGACCUUGCUUCACAUCUCAUGGUCCCAGGCGGGACUUCCCUCCAAACUGGCCAAUUAACAGACCCUGCUGCACAUUCUGCUCACCACCAUUGGAUGCCAAGGACUGGAAGCCCAUCUCUUUGGAUGACAGGACAUUCUUAUGGUAUAGGUCAUACAGCCCUACACCAGAAUCUUCCUCCAGGUUUCUCUGCAGCAAUGCCAGGUCCUCUACAGCCAGUCCUGCCCUUGCCUCAGGAUCCUUCUGCCCAGUUGGUGGUCCUGCCCACUGAACCUCCAGCCCAUCCUGCAACCCAUCACCUUGAUGUGAUGGAACAGCCAGGUCUUUGGCCACCUGUGUACGGUGCCCGGGGUCCGGCCUCCCACAUGCAGCAUCCCACCAUGUACUCCCGAUCCCAGUUUCUACGACAACAGGAACUAUAUGCUCUCCAGCAGCACCAGCAGCUUCAGCAUCAGCACCAAAGCCACCCGUCACAGCAACCACAACCACAACAUCAAGCCCAACAGCAGCAGCAUAAAGCUAUGCAUGGCAUGGACAUGCAACACCAUGCCCCCCACAAUGCACAGAUGCAGAAGCGGGCAGAUGAAACUCCGGUUGAUCUGGGGGACCUCAUUCCAAAGUCAAGGACGUCAAAACCUGCCAAACCCUACUCUUACAACCCUCCUCAGAGAAACACCUCACCCCCUGGGGCCUGUACUGCUCACUUGUCUCCCUGUUGCCAGUCACCUACAAUGCGUCCACACCCCAAAAGCACUCCCUCUACACCUUGCCCCGUUGCCAGUCCGGCCGUUGCAGUCCCGCAUUCUCCCAACAUUAGUCCAGCUCCGACCCAGAUGCCCAAAGGGUCUGAACCCCAGGAUAAGAGAGGCGAGGGUCAGUCCCAGCAGGAUUACACAGAAUCUUUGGAACCUGACUUGCCCCCUGGAUACACCUAUUCUGCAAUCACACUCGGUUACAGGAGUGGGCCUUCUCCCCAGGAUAUUAAGCUUGCAGAGCCAGCCGACCUGGAAGCCAUCCAAGCUGAGCCCUCCGAGCAUGCCCCCCAGGCCCUCUCCAGCCUAGGGGAGGGGCUGGACUGCCAAGCGGUGGUAAGGCCUCUCCCGGAGCCACUUGCGCCCAAGGAAGUGGAACAGGGAGACGAGGGGAGCACUGUGGAAAGAGGCCUUGAUGAGAGGGAGGAGGUGGAGGGAGCAGUGGAGACAACAGCCAAAUAUGUAUCACAAGAGAAAGAGGUGAAGGAGCAGGGGACCGCAGAGGAAGAGGUGCUGGUUUGCCCCCCUGUGGAUAGUCCGGUGUGCCAGACUGCUUCCUGUCCGGCUCCCCUUGCUACACAUGAGCCUGAAAGGCCCGAGGCUGUCAUCACUUUGGAAGAUGAGGAUGAUGAUGACCUUGUGGGCGAGGAGAGCCAAGUGGAACAAGUUACAAAGGUCACCCUGUCAGAAGAGCCGGAGCCGGCACUGGGCAUCCUGGGUGUGCUUACCCCUGCCACUCCCGAGGGACGUGAGGAGCAGUCCCCUGAAGUGGACAGCAAGAUCACCGCUCAUAAUGCAUCGUCGAAUUUGACAUCCAAUGCACCGGCGUCCGUCCCCAGCCCGAGCGAAGCGGUCGUCACCGAAUCCCAGAAACCUCUUGUGCCGUGCUACUGGAGCCUUGAGCUGCUCAUCGCGGCAGCUUUCUGCACAGACGUACCCCCGUUUCCUUUGUUUCCUUUCAGCACCCCGACAGUAAGCCCGUCACUGCCCAACCCCUGUCAGGGGAUGGAGCUUCUGAGUGAGGUGGCUGACCUGGAGCUACAGCAGAAGAGGCACACCUGUGGAGAAAGCCAAGAAGAAGAGUCGCUGAUGUUUGACCUCCACAGCCUUGCAACGCUGGCCACAGCCCGAUCGCUGGAAACAAACUCACAGGAAGGCAGCGGUUUGUGCGCGAGUCGACAAUUCCCAGCACGGAAGACCUUCAAUUUGCGUCGGAAAUGCAGUUGGACUCCUCGAAACGAACCGGUGUGCCAAGCGAAAGGUAGCAUGGAAACGAUGGACGCUCCGGAGCUGGAGAUGCGUGUGAAGCUGGCAGAGCUUCAGCGUCACUACAAGGAGAAGCAGAGGGAGCUGGCCAAGCUGCAGAGGAAACACGAUCACCAGAAAGAGGAGACGCCUCGAAGCCCGGCGAGAAGAGGCCCGGGACGACCGAGGAAAAGGAAGCCCACUACACUAACUACGAGCUCGGUAUCGUCCGAGGGACAGAGGAAAGUCAAGAUGAUUGUGGCCGGGCAUUCUCUGACGCCUGAGGAGUUAGGAGGGGGCGGAGACAACCAGAGAAGGAAGAAGAGGAUGUCCAGUCGAGCCUUUGAGCAAGUCACCGGCACACAGAUUAAAGCGCAAGGUUGCAGAAAAGGAGAUACUCCAGGCGCACCUGGCUCCAAGCUGUCCACCGACGCGGCGCAGCUUAAACAGAAGAGCCAGGGUAAGAAGAAUCUCUCAGGGACGCGUCACAGGGACAAGGAUGUCUCGCCCUGCAGCUCAAAGCACGGACACCGAAACCAGGGCGCCAGCAAAACCGAGUUCAGGCGAGACUCCGGUGGGCAAAGCGACACAGCAGCCAGCGUGGACAGUGGCACCCAGGAGAGCUGGGCUACGAAAGGGGGCCAGGAUUUCGCUCAUCAGACCAAGACGGGUCCUCGGACUGUCCGUGGUACAAGACAGGAGUCAUUGGGAGAGAGUUCCAAUCCUGAGAGCGACUCCUCAGAACAAGGAGAAGAAGAAGAAGAAGGCAGUAAUGACAGUGAUGAAGGUCAAGAACCAAGAGCCCAACAUUGCAGAGAUGUGACUCCCAGUUCCACCGUGACAGAUCCGAGUCCUUCCUCUAUUGUAAAACUCGAGGCAAAUCAGAAAGCUCGGAACAAAAAACAGAGACAGGAGCUUCAUGGCUCCCAUAGUCUUUCUGGCGCAGAAGGCGAGGUCAAAGUAAGGAAGAAGAACCCCUCCAGUAGGCUGGGUUCAGUCAAAAGCCGCCACGAAGACCAGAUCAGGGCGGAUCAUAACUUUAGGAGAGCGUGCACACCCAGAAGCAAGGAGCCUCGGUGGGGGAACCACGGCAACAGAGGCAACCGGUUCCGUCGUAGCAUGGGACUGCCCAUCUUCCCGUCCACGACUGAGAGGUUAAAGAGGGCAACACGCAAAAGCACCAUGUUGAGAGGAACCAUCAAGCAGAGAAAUUGCUGGGCGCCAUUUACAAAGAGCGAGGAUGGCAACAAAAGCAGAAGAGCCAAGGACCAACAGCCAAAAGGUCGAGCGGUUAGUCGACUCUUGGAGAGUUUUGCAGCUGACGAGGGCUUUCAGAUGGAUGGCAGCAGCUUCUCAGAGGAAGAGGAGGAGGAGGAGAACAGUGAUUCAUGCACAAAGAGUCCUGAAGUUCCAAAUUGUGUCCUGACCAAAGAACUGUUAUCAGACGGACUAAAGAUACUGGUCUCUAAGGAGGAUGAACUUUUGUACGCUGCCAGGGUGCACACUAUGGAGCUCCCAGAUAUAUUUAGUGUUACAAUUGAUGGAGAAAGAGGAAACCGAGCAAAGAUCUAUUCAUUGGACCAACUGCUGCGGGAAGCUGUCCUGGAUCUGCGCCCUGAGUCCCAGACCAUGCUAAACGACGGAACCAGGGUGUGUGCUUACUGGAGUGAACGCUCACGCUGCUUGUACCCGGGCUAUGUUCGCAGAGGGACUUCCACUGAUGACGCCAAGCCAGGAGUAAUGGUAGAGUUUGACGACGGAGACAGAGGGAAGAUUUCUGUACCAAACAUCCGCCUCCUGCCACCAGGAUAUCAAAUUCAAUGUGGGGAGACAUUUCCUGCUGUGUCGGUAUCUAGUGGGACGGUCAGGAAAAACCCCAAUUUCAAUCAUGCCUCCAGUGGCAGACUCAACACUCUCAGUUCUCUCAAAAACAACCAACCUCUGACUCUUCCAAAGAGAAGACCAGGGAGACCGAAAGGUUCUGGGAAAAAGCAAAAACAACAACAGCUGGCUGAAAGCAGCAAUAAAAAUUCUUCCCUUUUUGCGGCCUGGUCUUCAUUGACCAGCUCCAGGAAAAGAAUGACCCACAAUCUAUUUCAGCUUAAUGGGACACCCAGAAAGACCUUGAGAUUGAAGGAAGAUGACUCAUUUGCUUUGACUCAGAUCCAACCGCUUCUGUCCGCCCCAUCCAAAGGGCUUUUCAGCAGUAGCUCCUUUGAGGUGGACUCCUUUCACAGUAUUGCAAAUGGCUACUCCUCCUUCUGUACCAAGUCAAUGGGGUCAGGUCCGGAUUUAUCUGUUGCGCCUAAAAGUGGCCUCUACGGACCGAGGCGUAGGCAAGACGAGCCGGUGAUGCAGAGGGGCAAGAAGUCCGGACAAGAAUUUUUGGUCAAGUUAGAUCAUGAAGGAGUAACGUCCCCAAAGACCAAGAACAGCAAGGCUAUGUUGCUGCGUGGUGGUUCUUCCGGCAUGAGUGCAAUGCCUAAAACGGAGGUGUACUCACAUCCUGUGCUUUUGGUUAAAGACAAUAAAAAGGGAAGCAACUCAAGAGUAGAACUUCUCUUGAAAGGAUCCAUACCCCAAAGAAAGCCUUCAUCUUCCAUGCGUCCUGGAGAAUACGGGGGCUUCAGCUCGCGUCGAGAGUGUCAUAGCUCCUACUCUGAUAUGGAUGAGGAAGAAGAAGAGGAGGAAAGGAAAAGGACUACCCUUGCAUUAGCUUCAGGUGGACUACGAACUGCUGGCCAUUUUCUCUCCCAUCUCCCGGUUUCAUCAUCCUCUUCCGGUUCAUCGAGUUCCUCUUCAUCAGGCUCAAUCUCGAGUUCGAGUCUUAGUUCCUCUGACAAUGACUCCUCCUACAGCUCAGAGGAUGAGGAACGUUCUACACUAAUGCUACAGAGUUGCCUGUCAUCUCAUCGGGGGCUGCUACAACCCAGUGAACCCUCCACUUCUUCAAGGCAACAUUCAUUCGUUGCCAAAGCUUUGACUGUUUCUAAUACCAAAGGAUCUUCAGACAGUCACAUGUCCAACGGCAAAUCCCUGAAGAGGAAAGCGUGUUCGAUCUCUAAGUCAUCUCGGGAAUAUGUGAAGAAACCUAGGAUGCUACCAGAGGGUAAUUCAUGCAUUUCAAGACCCAAGAUGUCCACAUUCCUUGCAGGACGCCAGAUGUGGAGGUGGUCUGGCAACCCUACACAGAGGCGAGGUCUUAAGGGGAAGGCCAAGAAGCUUUUCUACAAGGCCAUCACUAGAGGAAAAGAAGCCGUGAAAGUGGGAGACUGUGCCGUGUUUCUCUCAGCAGGACGCCCUAACCUUCCCUACAUUGGUAAAAUCGAGAACUUCUGGGAAUCCUGGACCUCUAGCAUGGUGGUCAAAGUCAAAUGGUUCUACCACCCUGAAGAGACCAAGCUGGGAAAGAGGCAUCGAGAUGGCAAGCAUGCCUUGUACCAGUCAUGUCACGAGGACGAAAACGAUGUCCAGACAAUCUCUCAUAAGUGCCAGGUGGUAAGCCGGGAGGAGUAUGAGACUAUGACGUGUGAUCAGAAGCCAAACAGUACUUCUCCAGACCUGUACUACCUGGCUGGUACAUAUGACCCUACUUCUGGUCAGCUGGUCAGUGCGGAAGGGGUUUCGAUCAUGUCCUGAACCUCUGCUAUGAGGAAACUACUGAACAAUUGCUCUUAUACCUGUUGCUUCCUUACACACUGGAGACGAUUGGUGUCUAACGUUACUGGAAGAGAAGGAGAUUCCCUUACCGGUUCUUUCAGACAGAACUGGCAGAACUUUGGGUCUUCUUGUUCAUUGCAACCUUCAAUAACUCGUGUUACAUUGGCCCGUACACCACGGAUUCUAUCACCAAAACAAAGCUGCAUUGAACAGGAGGCCAAGAACCACAAGUCUCGAUGGUCCCUGAGGACCAAUUUUUUUUUUAAACGGAAGCCUGACCUGAACGAAGGAUUGAAAAAAAAGCGAGACCCGAAGCCUUGCAUUCCAGGGAAAACGUGUAAAGUUGAUGUCUGUAAAUAUUUGAAAUUGUCCCAAAAUCAAGCCAUACACUUCAGUACCUCUCACCUGUCUUCACUGUUCAGGUGUACCAUUGUACAGACGGAUUAUCGUAUUGUUGUCUGAUGUCUAUAUGUACAUAAAAGCUAUUUUAUACGGGAGUAUAUUGUACAUACAUGAGAUGUAAUCUUUCCAUGUUUGCGAUUGAUUUAUUUUUAUAUGUGUAUAGAUUGUUUUGAAUUGUUUUCUUUCCUUUGCUUUGGGGGGGUGGGGGGGUGGGGAAUCAUGAUUGAAGAUGUUAGCAUUGCACUGCAUAUGCCCUGCUGAGACAGAAACAAAGACACAGCACAGACAAGAGAGAAGGAUUUAGUCUAGAACAGGUCAAUACUUACUUUCUGAGAGAUGCGGAGUCAUUCUGUUAGAAAAAGGUCAAGUGGCUUUUUUUUUUUGUAUAUGUUCUGUUACUAAGGAUUUUUUUUUUUUCAAUCUAUCAUUUUUUUUUGGUUAUUAUUUAUGUACUUCUCAGUUGGUUGAUUAGGCAGAUCCCAAUGGACUGCAAUCACAUAUGAAAACUAAUUUAAGGCCGGUGAUAUGAAUAUACUUUAUUGACAACAUUUGCGCGUGAUGAGAGUUCUCAACGAUUGCCUACACCAGGGGUGUCCAAACUUUUUCCACUGAGGGCCGCACACGGAAAAAAUUUAAGCAUGCGGGGGCCAUUUUAAUAUUUUUCAUUUUCAAACCAUCAUCAUAGAUUGACACCCUUCAGCAAAAAUCAACAGGAAGUUUGAUAUCCCCCCUUCAAAACUACAUUUUUGUAAAAAGCGGUCACCAAACAUCAAACAUUAUCUCCUCUGAGCGCGUUUGUCGUUUCGGCUUCAAACUACUACAGGAGAGAGAUUGAACCCUUCUGAUUAAAAGUUGACGAAAUAGUUUGGAUAAGUGCUACGGUUUUGAUUUUACGAGCCUUCAAAGAAAAGAACCACUGUGCCGCAGCACCUAGGAAAAAAACACAGACACAACUUCCUCUAACUCCCAGUACGGAUAUCGUAGAGACAUGA